UUGUCUUUCAGCUCCAGGACAUCAUCACACAUGGACGGACUCUACGUUCUUCUGGUUGUUUUCUCAGGAAUUGUUUCCUGCAGUCAUAAUUUGGUUUCUGGAUCAGUGUUGGAGGUGACAGCCAGACCUGGAGACAACAUCGCUCUCUACUGUGACUGCAAAGUGUCAAGUGGAGUAUACAUAGUGUGGAUCAGGAACUGUUCCCAUGAAAACCAACCUUCCCUUGUUCUCAGAGGAAGUGAUGUUUAUCGGUUGUAUUCCCUUCAUUUUGAAUUUGUGAAGAACGAUUCUUCUGAUUCCUAUGACCUGCUGAUCAAGAACGUCAGUAAUGCUGAUGAGGGUCUCUACUACUGUGGAACUGAGGAGCUGAAGGUGGAGAACAACAGAUACAUCACUUCCACAUUUGUUUACAGAUAUAGCAGCAUGACAACAAGGAUCAUACUCAACUCCACUGAUUCUUGUCACCAUGAGAGGCCAGAACUCUGCAAUGUGUGUUGGACGCUGCUGUUGUCUUUGUCUUCAGCUUUCAUCAUCCUCUCCUCUCUUUUGGUUUGUUGUACAUGUCAGACAACAGCUAAAGAUCCUCAAGAUGAUGACAAAAGCUCCAACACCGAAGGUCAAAUACAACACAUUCUGGAUGAAGACGUGUAUUAUGCUGCGCUGGAAAUCCAUCAGGCAACACAGCGACCAAAGAGGAAGACAAACUUUAGCUCGGAGUUAACAUUCUGCACCUUCUCUGCCGUCAGAACUUUGAGGGGACGACGGACCUAAAAAUUAUGUAUUCAUCCUGUUGGUGGUCACAGAGCUACAGAGAUGGGAUAAUCUUCCAUCAGUCAGGCCUCUGUAGCAGUUAGAAAAACCACGUCAGAGUAUCAGAGACUCACCGGAAACCCACAGCAACAAGCAGAACUCAACAUGUAGAUGGACUGCAGCUGAUGGUUGGUGGCCUGUUGAAGGUGUUUGUAUCCUGUUUCACUGUGUUCUUUGUGUUUCUUUCUAGCCAUGAAAAACGCAUCUCAGCCAAAACUGUUGAAUCUCCAUUUAACUUUGUGUAUUGGCUUAAAUGUAGUGAGUCACUUCCCAGUAGGACAAGAGGCUCCUAUUUGUGCAUUAAAGUCGAGAUAGUCACUGGGCAACAAUUCUCAUCCUAACCUUUCAGCAUGUUGUUAAUCAAAUACUCUGAGAGUUAACUAAAUAUCUGCACCUUCUUCUGGCUCCAUUUUCAGACUUUUUGAGAAUGUAACCCACAACAGGAGACUUUCAAUCAUGUGUUUUCACCCAGAUCAGGUCAGAUAUUAUAAAGAAACCAUAGUGAGUGCAGUAGUGGUGGCUGAAUGGGUUCAACAGAGGAAACAUGAAUCAAUUCAUGUGUCAGAAUAAUUAGGUCAAAUUAUGUUCAAUCUUAGGAUACAGAUGUCUGAAAUGCAGGAUUGCACAUAUGACUGGCAUCACAAAAACUAAAGAGGAAGAAGAUACAGAGUUCUGAGUUCAGCUCAUAUUUUGCAAUCAAAACCUGUAGAACAUAAAGUGUCAAACAAUUUACACUAAAGCAAAAAACGCAAAAGGAAUUUAUUAUAUUUCUGGAAUUUAAGUUUUUUGUAAACCAGUAGAGCAAUAAAUAAUAUUUUGAUACAGGAGGGGAAUAUGUAUGAAAAAAACUGUCAAAGCUUUCAUUUUCUAAUCUUUUAAAUCAAAUGUGUGUUUGAAAAGUUGCAAAUAAAUCCUUUGUCUUUAUCAGA
Amphiprion ocellaris (clown anemonefish) is the source of this 1739-nucleotide messenger RNA. RefSeq lists its product as uncharacterized. Lineage: Eukaryota; Metazoa; Chordata; Actinopteri; Pomacentridae. The coding region runs from base 31 to 771 and encodes 246 amino acids. The record is from RefSeq and is a predicted model, not a curated record. The transcript is spliced from 6 exons.